Messenger RNA from Durio zibethinus, 1229 nucleotides. NCBI's taxonomy places the organism in Eukaryota, Viridiplantae, Streptophyta, Magnoliopsida, Malvales, Malvaceae. The record is from RefSeq and is a predicted model, not a curated record.
ACAUAAGAUCUGAGGUGACAGAGUUCGUCAGCGACGACACUCACUCAGUUCAUUAAAACAGUAAAAGUAAAACCGAAAGAGAGUUAUUUCGAUGAUUUUCUUUUCUAAAUUCAACGUUGUUUAUUCAAAGUAUAAAUUGGCAAGAAAGGGACGGUUUUUAUUUCUCUUAAAAAAACCACGUCAAACAAAACGCAAUCUUUACGUGUCUUUCUUUUCGGUAUUUUUUUUUCCUUUCUGUUGCGUACUGUUUUGUUUUCCUCUCUACUUCUCUUCUUUCUGUUUCCGUUUUUUUUUUCUUUCCUUUCUGUUGACGGUGCUUCUUUCAAAUAUUAUAUAUUAUCUCUCACUUUGUUGGAGACUAAACAAAGAUUAACACCUGCUAUAACUUAUAAGAUUGAUAAGAGAGAAAAGAGCAGUCUAAUUUGUUAAGACUUGAGAAAAUGGAAGGAGGGAAAGGGGUGGGGUCGUCGUCGUCGUCCUCUUCUUCCUUUACUUCUGAGCUCUUUGGUUCCAAAGAGUCACCUUCAUCUUCCACAGGGAUUUUCGGGUCUAUAUUUGCUCCUCCAUCUAAGGUGUUAGGAAGGGAGUCUCUGCGUGCUGAUGUGAUGGCCAAAAGGCAGGAUUCUCCGAAUGAGCCCUGGAACACAAAACCUGGGGCCUAUGGUUUGUGCAUCAUCUUGUCAGGUAAUUCUUCUAAAGGAUAUGAAGGUGAAAAUCAGAGCAUAGCAAAUAAAGAUUUGAGUUCCAUUUACCAGGAGCAAAGAGUACAACCCUGUCAUUUAAGUUCAUCGAUCUACUAUGGUGGCCAAGAUGUAUACGUUCAUCCCCAGAGUAGCCAGGGCUCUGGAUUAAACUCUAUGUACAAGAAGGACGGCGGAGAAGAUGAUUCAGGGAGUGCAUCAAUUGGAAACUGGUGGAAAGGAUCUUUCUAUUACUAAUACUAAGAGUUUGCUUGCCCAACAACAUACUUAUCAAGCAGGUAUAUAUGAAGAUAUAGAUAGCAAAUUAAUCUCUCUGGUUAUAUUUGGGGGGUGGAUUACAGUAGUCAGACGUUGCAGACAACUGGACGUUUUUUACUUUCUCCAGCCUAGCAAAUAUAGUUAUUCGGCCUCCCUUCUUCACUGUGAAGGAUGAUGAGACCUGCUCUUUUUCUUCUGUAAAGAAUAUCUACUUAAGUGACUUGAUAUAUUAUGUGAUGAAUGACUACUACUGCUUGACUAUCUAGUAUC